UUUGUACACCAGACUGGAAGGAAGGGAGGGUAACAAUUAGCUCUCAGUACGAGAGUGACAGAGAAUCUGCUAGGACAUCAUGAGAUCCCCGCCUUCCGGCGACGAACUUCAGGAGAUUGUGAAGGCAGUGAGGAGGCUGGUGGAAGAAGAGCAAACCUUGUCCAAUCUCAAAUGUUCGACCAGUGAUGAGUUUCUUCUUCGUUUUAUCCGUGCUAGUCUCUAUAACAUUGAUGCUUCCUUUCAUCUGGUCAAAAAAUACUUCAAAGCGAAGAUAGACAACCCGGAGGCCUUCAUUGUUCAAAGCCCAGCAGCAAAUCUAAAAACGUUGACAAGAAAAGACCUCGGCCUUCCUCUUAAAGACAGGGACAAAUGUGGCAGAAGGGUCUUGAAUAUUAAAUUUGGAUGUUUAGAUCCAGGCAAAGAGAACUGGACGAAUAUUAUUCAAUCGAUGAUGAUGUGCCUAGAAGCGUUUUCUUUGGAACAAGAUGUUCAAGAAAACGGAGUGGUAUUAAUCAUGGACUGCUCUAACUUUUCUUUAAAAAUAAUGAAGUGGGCGACUCCUCAUAAAAUCAGAACAGUGUUGGGGUUUUUCCAGGAAUGCAUCCCACUCAGGUUUGAAGCUGUACAUAUAAUUAACUACCCUUACAUAUUCAACGUGUUUGCAUCUGCGUUGAAACCUUUUAUGAACGAGGACACCAAAAGAAAGAUAAUUUGGCACAACGAGCUUACAUCCCUCGAACAACACAUUGACAAACCAAAACUCCCGGUAGAUUUGGGAGGAGAACUGAAGCCAGAAGAAGUAGAGAGGUGGUACGAAAUGGUUUUAGAAAAAGAAGAACUAUUUGCAGAGUUCAGAAAAAUGGGAUACAUGAAGUGACUGAUUACAAUAGUAUUAAGAGGAAAUCCUCAAAUACUCAUCUGAGGAAAUUACUAAACGGAUCGCAAGUUUAAGAAUCAUGAAGGGAUCCUUUAGUAAGGUUUUACUUAUUGAAAGCUUUACUGCUAUUAGUUUUACUAGUAUUGUUUGUUGAAAUAUCUGUUUUGUAAAAAAUAAAGUGUACAUUUUUA
Messenger RNA from Macrosteles quadrilineatus (aster leafhopper), 1068 nucleotides. RefSeq names its product clavesin-1-like. Gene Ontology annotation, molecular function: phosphatidylinositol bisphosphate binding. Gene Ontology annotation, cellular component: membrane. The transcript has 7 exons. NCBI's taxonomy places the organism in Eukaryota, Metazoa, Arthropoda, Insecta, Hemiptera, Cicadellidae. The coding region runs from base 80 to 877 and encodes 265 amino acids. The record is from RefSeq and is a predicted model, not a curated record.